Messenger RNA from Telopea speciosissima, 832 nucleotides. Its product is annotated as transcription factor WER-like. Lineage: Eukaryota; Viridiplantae; Streptophyta; Magnoliopsida; Proteales; Proteaceae. The transcript is spliced from 3 exons. Bases 64 to 807 code for a protein of 247 amino acids. The record is from RefSeq and is a predicted model, not a curated record.
UCUUCCCUACACUAACAGUACAACUAGAGAUUCAGAUUAUAUAAACACAUCAAUGGACUUCACAUGAAUCUUACAUUGAAGCUCUCUCUCUCUCUCUCUCUCUCCCUCAACAUUUAUCCUUUUUCCAGAGGUCUGCAAAUGGAACAGGGGAAUCACUACAAGAAGGGUCUGUGGACAGUGGAGGAAGACAAGAUUCUGAUAGAUUACAUAGGAGUGCAUGGGAAAGGGAGGUGGAAUCGUAUAGCCAAGGUCACAGGUUUGAAGAGGAGUGGAAAGAGUUGCAGGUUAAGAUGGAUGAAUUACCUUAGCCCCAAUGUGAAAAAAGGAGAUUUCUCAGAGGAAGAAGAUGACCUUAUCAUCAGACUCCAUAAUCUGCUUGGAAACAGGUGGUCACUAAUUGCGGGUCGGGUACCGGGUCGAACAGACAAUCAAGUGAAGAACCAUUGGAACAAUUAUUUGAGCAAGAAGCUGGGGAUUAAGAAGAAAAACAUCAAAGUUAGAGACUGUUCAGAAACAGUACUCUCAGGAGAAUGUAGAGAGCAAGUGGAGACUACUCUCGGGCACCCAUCGGAUCAGAGUUUAAAGACCCGGAGUUGUGACAGUAGUGGCAAGGGAGAUAUGAUCAUGCACCAAGCCAAUGAAGGCUCUCAGGAGACUGUUGGUGGGUCGGGUACAUCGGAACCCGAGUCAAGUGACUGUUUUGUGGGUUCUUUUUGGUUGUGCAAUGAUGAUUUAAACCAAAACGACUCCACCUUUUUUGAACUUCUAGGUGGAUAUCCGUUGGGUAUGGAUUGGCCUGAAUUGUAACAUAAUUUCUCCCCUAGCUUGCCUU